Pyrus x bretschneideri (Chinese white pear) is the source of this 895-nucleotide messenger RNA. RefSeq lists its product as uncharacterized. The record is from RefSeq and is a predicted model, not a curated record. The transcript has a single exon. Bases 165 to 608 code for a protein of 147 amino acids. Lineage: Eukaryota; Viridiplantae; Streptophyta; Magnoliopsida; Rosales; Rosaceae.
CUUUGUUUUUUCAUUGAAUGCAUUCUUCGAACGACCUAUUUCUUUGUCCAUCACAUUAUUAUCCCUAACCCAAAGAAAAAAACCAACUACUCAACACAAACACCAUUACCUCAUAUCCCUCACAAUUCCUAUCCAAAUCCAAACAACAUUUGAAGUUUUCUCCAAUGACCUCAUCUUCUUCUUCCACCAAGCUCCCUGCUUACCAAAGACUCAGACAUGACGACGAUCUCGACGACGAGGAGUUCGAUUUCGAAAAGAACCGAGUGGUGGUGAGAUCAAGGACAAACAAUACUACUACUAGUUGGUGCAGGUUCAGAUCGUUCAGAAGGGCUCACAUUCGGAGGAAAUCGUUCAAGCUCAAAGUUCCGAGCCUGAGGAGGUUGUUGUUCUUGAGGAGGAAGGUGAAGGUGGUUUCUGCUCUGUGUGCAAAGGUGGUGAGGAGAUUUAAAGAAGGGCAGUCACACUUUGGUGAUCUUUUUGCUGGAAACUAUUUGUUCUUGCAGAUCAACCCUUCCCCGUUGAAGGCCCUUCACAACAAGGGCACUCCUACUCAUAACUCCCUUCAAUUCAACAAACCCUAUGCCCUCCCAAGCCACAACAUUGCUUAAUCCCUUCGGUCAUCAAAGAGUACUUGUUAGAUUAUAUUUGUGUACUUUAAAUUAAAAUCAGGGCGUAGGUCGGGACCUAUGCACUGGCACCCACCUACACCCCUCAAGGUCGACGAUGGCACCACCUUCUCCCCCUCAGGGUCGGAGAUGAGACCACCUCCAUCCUUUAGGACCGAUAAUGGCACCACCUGCACUCCCUCAUGGCUAGCAUUGUUUAUAAUAUUUGUUUUUGUUUUUUUUAAUGUAUAAUGCUCAUAAGCACAUAAUAAUACAAAAAACUUUCAGCA